CAAGUGGGUCGGUUCAAUGCACCAUGUUUAUAUUUUUGCCGGGUGCUGAAAAUGCCGGGUGAAAAUAGCACCUGGGUCCUUGUUGAUCCAAUUCUGACUAACUUGUCGAUUCUCUGAGCAGUUUAAACCAGUUUUUGAAAUAAAUUAUUGCUAUACUUCAGCCAAAGAUCAGGGAUGGCCAGUGAAGUCACCCCCGUGAUCAUUGUUCACGGUGGUGCAGGAGACAUCGCCGAGGGAAGGGAAGGUGCUGUGUAUCCAGGUAUCCAGGAAGCCGCCAGAGAGGGGUACAAGAUUCUCCAGGAUGGGACUGCUUUGGAUGCUGUAGAAAGAGCCGUGUGUUGCCUCGAAGACAACCCACAAUUCAAUGCAGGCUAUGGUUCAAAGUUGAAUGCUGCUGGGGAAUUAGAGAUGGAUGCCAUUGUGAUGGAGGGGAAGUCCCUAAAAUCAGGUGCUGUAUCAUGCGUUCGGGACAUCAAGAACCCAAUCAAAUUAGCAAGGACGGUCUUAGAAAAGACCGAACAUGAUUUUCUGAUUGGGAAAGGACUUGAGGCUUUUAUCGAUGAACAUGGUUUGACCAGGACUCCUCCUUCAGAGCUAAUCUCAGAACGAGCGAUCAACUUAUUGGAGAGUAUGAAGGGAACCGAUUACCUCUCAGAAGUAAAACGUGAAGUAAGGAAGCAAACGGAACAUGAUACUGUGGGGGCGGUUGCCCUUGACAGAUUUGGAAACAUCGCUUGUGGUACAUCUACCGGGGGACUUACUGGUCAACGGGUUGGGAGGGUUGGAGACAGCCCUUUGAUUGGAUGCGGUGCCUACUGUGACAAUGCUGUAGGAGGGGUAUCAACCACGGGUAUCGGUGAAGCUAUAAUGAGGAUCGCAAUGGCUGCUCGUAUUAUACUCUAUAUGGAACAUGGAAUGACAGGUGAGGCCGCUGCAAAGAAGGCCCUUGAGAUGAUGAAAGAACGGACCGGUUACAAAUCCGGCGCCAUUGUCCUCGGUGCAGAUGGACAACCAUCACCGGUCUUCACUACUUCCGGGUUGCCAUGGGCUAGUGUGAAAAAUGGGCGAAUUUCGUAUGGGGUCAGAAAGGGAGAUAUUUUGGACGGAGGGAGUAUGUAAAUAGGUUAUAAACCACGCAGUAUGACAAUUGAUGUAGGAAACUAUUGUUUGUUUUAACAUAUAGGCGACGGAUUUGUAAUAUUUUUGAUCCAUCGAGAGAAGGGGGGGUGGGGUGUUCUUUUCCUCGGAUCAUCACCGAUGGUUAAAGCUCCCCAGGAGUAGCUUUGACUUCCAGCAUCCAUAUUUAACUACAAAGAUACUUAGAUGACUUCGUCGUUUUUAAUCAUGAUUAUCGAUAUUAUUACAGCUGUUCUUCUGUUUGGUUAAAGUUAAUAAUUGAUAAUUUUUUUGUCAUCCAUUCUGCUCAUGCAAGAUGAUUACGCUAUUCAACAUGAGUUUUGGUUUGUCAUAUUUUCUAUGUGCUCACGAUGACGACAAGUGAUUUUAUGUUCAACGAUGUAUACUUCUGAUAUAUUGUCAAGCUAUCUUUGUUAUAUUUGUGUUAUCAAAAUACAUUGUUAUGCAGAGGAAAAAUCAAUCAAUCAAAUCAUACAUGGAAAGGAGUAUAGUAUACCACAAACAUGAGAAAAUUACAGGAGCAUGAUAAAGUAUCAGCCUGCAUGCUAUAGGCGAAUGACAUAAAAGUAUCAACGGUAUUAUGAGUAAGUGAUAUUUCAGGUUCUGGUAUAUGGUAAACUGAUACAAUACAUGAAAUAUUGAUAAGAUGCAUUAACCGACACAAAAUGGGCUUGAUAAGAUAUUAAUACGAUCUACUCUAGAUGUGAACCGACUAUUUGGAUUAAGGUGAAGGUCAUAGUGGAGACGUUUUUACCAGAGAUCGUUUAUGAUCGAAUUACAAUGAUAGGACUAAACAAUCAAAGUUUUCGCCAGACCACAAACAAGUUAAAAUUGAAUUAAGAAAUAAUCUGAAAGACAGUUAUGAAAACAUAACAGUGUAAAUGAAAUUUUAUGAUAAUUCUGACAUAAUCCUUUGUCAAGGAAUGAUGACGUUUACUGAGCGUCAAUAUCAAAACAAUUGCAAAACGCAUCAAAUAGAGCAGCAUGCAUCUCUGCCUUAUUUUUUUUUAAAUUAUAGCCGACGUAGAAAACUCUCUUUAAAAUGAGUACUGGUUUAGUCGACUGAAGGCUAGAACUUAACUUUUUUUAAUUGAGGCUUCAUUUGG
This is a messenger RNA of Lytechinus variegatus (green sea urchin), 2243 nucleotides long. Its product is annotated as isoaspartyl peptidase/L-asparaginase-like. Bases 175 to 1119 code for a protein of 314 amino acids. The record is from RefSeq and is a predicted model, not a curated record. Gene Ontology annotation, molecular function: asparaginase activity. NCBI's taxonomy places the organism in Eukaryota, Metazoa, Echinodermata, Echinoidea, Temnopleuroida, Toxopneustidae. The transcript has 7 exons.